Messenger RNA from Penicillium brevicompactum, 1236 nucleotides. RefSeq names its product DUF4129 domain-containing protein. The transcript has a single exon. The record is from RefSeq and is a predicted model, not a curated record. Lineage: Eukaryota; Fungi; Ascomycota; Eurotiomycetes; Eurotiales; Aspergillaceae. The coding region runs from base 1 to 1236 and encodes 411 amino acids.
AUGGCAGUCAGGAUUGAACGUUUCCUCAACACCACCGGAUUUUUCUUUUUCGCCCUCAUUCUCGUCUGUCUCAUCCUUCUCACACCAGCAGAUGCCAUCUACCAAUGUUACGAAACGAACCGACUCACCAACAUCUUUUUCAUCACCGGCGCAUACAUUAUUACUUUCAUACUUGCAGCUCUCAUAUAUGCGACGCGAAUCUACACAAACCGAAACGCGCUUACCGGGAUACCCAAGGCCUGGAUCCCCGUUGAAAAGGAAGAUGUGAACAAGAGCGUCAGACGACUAGUGAAGGAAGGACUCGCGCGGAGCGCAGUCAUCGCCUAUCAAGCUCGCCCACGCGAUGUUUCAACCGAUGAAGACUCUUUUAAGAGGUACAAGUCUCUUCUCAUUGAUUCAGAACGACCUCCGUGGGGCCAUGUCGAACAUCCAGGCUGGUCCUCACCUGCCUCGCCUGACUUGCCGGAUCUGCCUUAUCGCACGGUAAUCCAAGAGCUUCCCAGCUUGAUCGAAGCUAAAGCCGUAUCCCUCGCUCCUGCCGAUGCAUUAUCUCCCGCACCUCCAGAUCCAUUCGGGCCUUCCAACCACCUCACCACCCAAUCACUCCCCGAUACACGCGUGGUGGAAGUGUUGCAACGCCCGGCUUCCAUGGGUCUUAGAGAGUAUAUUCGACAUUUGACGUCCCUGGGCGCAAUCUACCCACCGGAAUUGGGCGCGGAGUUCCUGUCCCUGUACGAAGCUGCACGAUUCUCACCGCGCGAACUCCACGAGGCCGAAUUUCGCGACCUGAUGCAUCUUUUCGCAGAGAUUCUCAGGGGCAUGACAUCACUUGCGCCGCCCAUAAUAGACGAGAUCCGGGAUAGUGCCAGUUACCGACGUGCCGAAAGCGAGUCUAUCAUUGGGCCUUCGGAUGAAGAAGGGGAAACCGAUACGGUCGAGCAUUUUGGCUUCGAGGGGGAUCUGCAACCUCUGCAUCUGCAGCCUGUGCGGAGUCGCAGCCUGCGACCUUCCACUGCAUCUUGGGAUGCUGAGUCCGGUUACGAUACCGCGUUGCAAAGUCCUGUCUCGGGCUUUUCUUUCAGCAGUGGGUUUGCGCCACAAGACCCCCGUCGCACGCCAUCUACUAGGUCUCUCCGGCGAGUCUACUCGGCACAAUCUGCCAGCUCCGGAGGAAGUGUUAUCCGCCUGACGCAACCACGGUCACCGACAGACUUGCCGUAUACUUACAAUGUAUGA